Molecule: messenger RNA, 3580 nt
Organism: Lepus europaeus (European hare)
Lineage: Eukaryota; Metazoa; Chordata; Mammalia; Lagomorpha; Leporidae
Gene: SPIN4
Product: spindlin family member 4
Exons: 2
Coding region: 502-1251 (249 amino acids)
Biological process (GO): regulation of DNA-templated transcription; gamete generation
Cellular component (GO): cytosol; nucleoplasm
Source: RefSeq, a predicted model, not a curated record
GCCAAGCUGACUAGCUCUGCGAAGUCCAGGCCGCGCUGACUCCAGGGACGUGGUGCUGCCGCUUGCACCUUUGCCACCGCAGCCAUCCUUCUGGUUAACUGCCUGUCCCCCGUUGUCUCCUCAGUCGCCGUGCCGCAACCGCAACAGCAUUGACAACAGCUAAGUGGCCGAUUCGGGACUUGGGGCUGGGAGCCGGGAAGGGCGCAAGGCGCAGACAGCACACGCCAGCCCGCCAUCUCUAGCGGGAGCAGCCACAGCUGCAGUCACCCCUCCCAGGCAGGAGAGGAAAAUACUGUCGAGAGGCACAGGCUGUCCCACUGCCCAGGGUCAGAGUUACCGCGUUUCUGUCAAUCCCUGGCGAGAGCCUUUAGCUUGGGGAAGGUAGGACGGACCCCGUCUCUGAGGUGGAGAAAAAAAAAUCUCACACUGGAUAGUGUUGACUUUUUUGUCAUACUAAUCAACAAGCGGCAGCUUUGCCUAAGCCCCCUUAAACCGUAAGCCAUGUCUCCUCCAACUGUCCCUCCGAUGGGGGUAGAUGGCGUGUCCGCAUACCUGAUGAAGAAAAGGCACACCCACAAGAAGCAGCGGCGUAAGCCCACUUUUCUCACUCGUAGGAACAUCGUGGGCUGCCGCAUUCAACAUGGGUGGAAGGAAGGCAAUGAGCCUGUGGAGCAGUGGAAGGGCACCGUGCUCGAGCAGGUUUCCGUGAAGCCCACUCUCUACAUCAUUAAAUAUGAUGGCAAAGAUAGUGUGUAUGGACUAGAACUGCAUCGAGAUAAGAGAGUUUUAGCACUAGAGAUUCUUCCUGAGAGAGUACCAAGUCCUCGCAUCGAUUCGCGCCUGGCAGAUUCCCUGAUUGGCAAGGCAGUGGGGCAUGUGUUUGAAGGCGAGCAUGGCACCAAAGAUGAGUGGAAGGGGAUGGUUCUGGCGCGAGCCCCCGUGAUGGAUACUUGGUUUUACAUAACCUACGAGAAAGAUCCAGUCCUCUAUAUGUACACUCUGCUGGAUGACUACAAAGAUGGUGACCUACGCAUCAUUCCAGAUUCCAACUACUAUUUCCCCACCGCAGAACAGGAGCCCGGGGAGGUGGUCGACAGUCUCGUGGGAAAACAGGUGGAACACGCCAAAGAUGACGGAUCCAAGAGAACCGGCAUUUUCAUCCAUCAAGUGGUGGCCAAGCCAUCUGUCUAUUUUAUUAAGUUUGAUGAUGAUAUUCACAUCUAUGUCUAUGGUUUGGUGAAAACUCCCUAAAUUCAUUGUGGUCUUUGCAAAAAUUGUGGAAAUAUUAGAUGUGAAAUGUUUCGAGUUCGCCUGCUUGUGAACUUUGAGAAAAGUUUUGGUGUCAAAUUCAGGAAAGUGGCUUUAUUUUAUUAUAUCUCGAAAUCUUACAUUGACUAAUUCCACAGUUUUGCCCCAAGUGUAUUUCCGUACUUUUGAUAUUGUUUUCUUUUGUAAUUUAAAAUUUAAAUUGGGUGCUACUAGAAAAAUUUUUAAAGAGUUUGCAAGCAUUGUAACAAUACAACAGUAGAAUAAGAAAAAUCGAUGAUAUAUCAGCAUUAACAAGCCUUUCCUUAUCUCUCUCCUCUCUUCUGCCCAGGUAACAAGUUUUGAGAUGCCCUUCUAUAUAUUUUCCCAUCUUCAUACAGAAAAUCUUUUGUAAUAAUUUCUUUAAAAAUGAUAAGCCAUAUGCAUUUCUCUUUAUUUGCUUUUUUCACUAGACAAAUAGAUGACAUCCCACCUGAUCAGCAGCUACAGUCUCUUUCUCACUCCUUUCCCUCUCUCUUUUCCCUAUUUCCUCCCCCCCCCUCCAUAAGCAACUGCAUAUACAGUAUCUGUGGAUGUCUGAAAAGGUAUUCAAUCAAAAAGGUAUUCAACUAACUAUUCCAUUAUUGAUGGCUAUUUGUUUCUUUUUUUCUCCAGUUUAGCACUGCUGCAAUAUAUUUUGGUGGUUUUAUUUCUAUAGGUUGGAUUCCUAGAAAUGCUAGGUAGAUGCUGCCACCCCAAGUGCUACAAGUCUUCAACUACUUUUUUAAAAAAAUUUUUUAUUAUUCUGAGUUUUAAAUGCUUCAUCUACCUGAAAUUUAUUUUUUUGCAAGGAUGUGGUACAACAUAGGGAUCCAGCUUUACAUUUUGUUCACAGUGAAUAUCAGUACUAUUUAUUUUACAAUGGCCAUUUUCAAAUGCUUGAGCCAAAAUCAAAAAUUUUAAUUAUAUAGAAUUGACCAUAGAUUUUACAAUCUAAUAAUGCAAAUCUUUGUUAGUUUUUUUAAAAUAUGAUUUUCCAUAGAUACUCAUUCUUUCAUAUGAAAAUUGAAAGUAUUAUCUCAACAACUAAAAGUCUGAUAUCUUAAUAAGAACUGUGUUAAAUUUCUGCAUUCCUGAUUGGAGGAUCAGUUACUAACAUUAAUCCUGAACACUCAAGAGUUUUGGUGCCUAACUGAAAUAUUUUAGCCUUGUUUUUGUAAUAUUCUUCAUAUAGAUCCAUCAUAUUUGAUUGAAUUCAUUUAUGAGUAUUACAUUUGUAACACUUUGACAUUAGGAAUUGAAUAUUUUUCCUUAUUUGUAACUUCUUAUUUUUGGCAAUAUAGAAAAUCAACAGAUUUUUAUAUUAUUACCUUCUAUCUAAUGAAUUAUUUAAUCUUCUGAAUUACAAUAGUUUUUUAAAAAUAGAAUAUAGUAGACUUUCUAGAUACGCAAUCAUUUUAUCUGCAAAUAGAUAUCAUUUUAUUUCUUCUAAUGUUUAUACUGAUUAUUAUAAUAUUAGCUGGAUUCUCCAAAGCAAUGUUGCAUAAUGAUGAUGACAGACAUGUCUGUCCUAUUAUUAAUUUUCAUGGAAAUGUCUAUAGUAUUCCUUAUUAGUAUGAUAUGUAAUAUUGGUUAUUGGUAAAAACUCAACAUAUUUCAGAGUGUCUUCUAUUCUUUUUUUACAUAAUGCUGUUAUUGUCAGAUGUAGCUCCUGGGUUUCAUCAAAUAUCUUUUCAGCAUCUGUUGAUUAAAUUGUUGAUGCAAUGAGUUAGAAUAGCAGGUAUUUGAACCUGUAUUUAUGGAAUAGAUCCUACUCGAUUAUGGUGAAAUGAUCAUUUGCUACAGUGCUGGAUUUUUUUAACCAAUAUUUUAUUUAGAAUUAUCAAAUUUACAUUCCAAAGUGACAUUGUACUUUUCUUAUGCUGUCAUUAUCAAGUUUUAUUAUGAAGAUUGUGCUAGCUUUAAAAGUAUGAAUUAGUGAGUUUGCAAUCUUUUUCUGUGGUCCGGAAUAGUUUAAAUAGCAUUAGAACCGUUGGUUCUUUGAAAGUUAGCUAAUACAAAGCUGUAAAGCACUCUAAUCCUGGUAACACCUUUAAUGAUAAAUCUUUAAUUGGCUUUCUGAUUACUUCAAUGGUAAUUGGCUUAUUCCAGCUUUUUUUAAGAAAAGAUAAAAUGGAAUAUACUCUCUGAAAUACAAAAUUUAAUGCUGUUUCUAUUAACAGGUGUGUUGAUCAGAUUAUUCAGAUGCUUUAUGUCCUUGUGUAUUUUAUGUCAUCUAGUUCUGUCCAGUUCUGAAAAUGUCAUAAUAAAACCACCAGCUAUAAUGGUGAUUUAA